Molecule: messenger RNA, 405 nt
Organism: Besnoitia besnoiti
Lineage: Eukaryota; Apicomplexa; Conoidasida; Eucoccidiorida; Sarcocystidae
Exons: 1
Coding region: 1-405 (134 amino acids)
Source: RefSeq, a predicted model, not a curated record
AUGAGGAAGGAGCCCCGAAAAUUCGAUCCUUCCCCAGUUACCGCACUCGAGUUUGGAGGCAAGUCGCCAAUCUCGCCUGCGAGACCGAUCAUGAAGACGGGCCGGCGGAAACAGGCUGCGGCAAUCGUGCGGGGGCUGAAGCGGCUGUAUGAGGGAAACGCGAAAUUCUACAGGCAAGUGAAACUUGAGCAGACAGCCUCGGUGGGCGACGAGUGUAGCCCGAUCAGCCGCUGCAUGGAGCUUCAUUCCGCUCUUUGCACUGCCGCCUCGCGAGCUCUCGACCACGCAGUGGCCCUACUGCCCAUACUCAGUAUCUUCCACAAUUCAGGGGAACUGCACAACUCGAUGCAGAUUUCAGACAAGCAGUCGAGGCGAGGAACAUGGGGUUCUUCCGGCAGUGGCUGA